This is a messenger RNA of Sphaerulina musiva SO2202, 1142 nucleotides long. RefSeq lists its product as uncharacterized. The coding region runs from base 1 to 1056 and encodes 351 amino acids. NCBI's taxonomy places the organism in Eukaryota, Fungi, Ascomycota, Dothideomycetes, Mycosphaerellales, Mycosphaerellaceae. The record is from RefSeq and is a predicted model, not a curated record. The transcript is spliced from 5 exons.
AUGACUUGCCCAAGCACACAGUACCACAAUGACAGUACAUAUGUUCCAGAGAUGUGGACGUGGUUCAGCAUUGGAACACUAGUGACGAUUCUACGACUAGCAGUCACGUUCCGUCAAGUGGGAUGCGGGAAGUGGCAAGGCGAUGACAUCUUGGCCUUGGUAGUGUGGAUGUGCUUUGCGUGCAAGUCGAUAGCUUUGACAAUGGUGUUCAAGUACGGCACCAACAUGGACUACUAUAGUGCGGAGGCGGUCGCGAUCCUCGGUUCCUGCCAACUGGAUCAAGUGGUGACAGGAAGUAAGAUGGAGCUGGUAGCAUGGUAUGCAUACUGCAGCAUCAUCUGGGGAUUGAAGGGCAUGGUUCUUUUCAUUCUCGCUAGAUUUCGCCUUGUGUGCGACAGGAUCUGGCUCUUCAGGACCGCAGCGGUCAUGACAGGCGUCAGCUACGCUGCAAUGUUCCUCGCGUUGUGUUUGGGCUGCCUGCCAUAUCGGGAGAACUGGCAAGUAGACCCGCCCCCUCCAUCCACAUGCUCCUUCAGGAUGCACGACGUCUAUGUCUCGGCGAUACUGAAUGUCACGACGGAUCUACUCAUACUAGCCAUACCUCUUCCGAUAUUGUGGAAGAUACGAGUGGGCCUGGGCAAGAAGAUUGGACUGAUCUUGUUGUUAUGCUCCGGCAUCUUUGUCAUGGCGGCCGCCCUCAUUCGAUUUGGAUUUGUGCAAACGGGUUCCACUUCAAGUAACCUCAACAAAUGGUGCCAGAGAGAAACCACAAUCGGAAUCAUUGUUGUCAAUAUGCCCAUACUGUGGACCUGGAUAAAGCCCCUUUUCAUUAGCAGAGCUUCUAUGCUACCGGCCAGAGGGUGCCACCCUUUGAGUGUUGUCAAUAUGCCAUGCCAGGAGACGCCACCACUAUACAAAUGCGGAUUACUUCCUUCGACAAGCGAUGCACCGAAGCUCCCCCAUGGCACUGGGGCAAGCCUUGACAGGGGAGUCACGACACCGGCGGCCAAGCCACAUAUCUUGAGCACUGUGCACCCUCUUGACGCGAGCGAGUGAUGACGGCUAGAUACCUGCUUGCAUCCUUUCUGACACAGAGGAAUUGGAUGCAAAUCUAGAGCUCGUGCUAUGAUAUUCCAAUAAAG